Messenger RNA from Triticum urartu, 716 nucleotides. RefSeq names its product histone H3.3. Gene Ontology annotation, molecular function: structural constituent of chromatin; protein heterodimerization activity; DNA binding. Gene Ontology annotation, cellular component: nucleosome. The record is from RefSeq and is a predicted model, not a curated record. Lineage: Eukaryota; Viridiplantae; Streptophyta; Magnoliopsida; Poales; Poaceae.
UCUUCCCUCACUACAGAAGCCGUCGCCUUCCACUUCAAGUUCCCCAACCCACAGCGCGCGCACGCCGAGGCCCAGUUCGAAUUCGCGGAGGAGGAGAGAUCCGAUGGCGCGUACGAAGCAGACGGCCAGGAAGUCGACCGGCGGCAAGGCGCCCCGCAAGCAGCUGGCCACCAAGGCGGCGAGGAAGUCGGCGCCGACCACGGGCGGCGUGAAGAAGCCCCACCGCUACAGGCCCGGGACCGUGGCGCUGCGUGAGAUCCGCAAGUACCAGAAGAGCACGGAGCUGCUCAUCCGCAAGCUGCCGUUCCAGCGCCUGGUGCGGGAGAUCGCCCAGGACUUCAAGACGGACCUCCGGUUCCAGAGCCACGCCGUGCUGGCGCUCCAGGAGGCCGCCGAGGCGUACCUCGUCGGUCUCUUCGAGGACACCAACCUCUGCGCCAUCCACGCCAAGCGCGUCACCAUCAUGCCCAAGGACAUCCAGCUCGCCCGCCGCAUCCGCGGGGAGCGCGCAUAGAUUGCCCAAGGAAAAGCAAUGUAGAGCUGUCCGUUCGUCGCCUCUGGUUUCAGAUCGUGUUAGCAAUAGGCAAGAGGCGACUUUUAUUUUGUUCUAGAAAAAACUCUGGUUGGCUACAUUGUUACAAUGACUCGUUUCUUAUUUCGUCUAUAUUGUUGGUUUGUGCUAAAAUGCAAACAAAUGCCUCAUUGUUUCCGAGUAA